AAAAAAAAAAGUAAAGAAGGGGGAGAAAAGGAAGGAGGUCGAAGAUGCUAUCUCGACGGAAAAGGCCGUCACGAGAUAGGCUGGCUGACUGUCGGAGUUCGUCCGAUGAAGCGAAGAGUGACAGAUCGUGAAAUCCUCUGGGUCGAAGCAAGGAUCAAAGCUUUGGCCAUGUACAAACCGAACUUCUGAAGCCUGGAAGAUUGGGAUAUGGACCGUUGGCUUUCAGAGCGUGAGGCGCGAUACUAUCUGGUCGUCAGAAUUAUAGGUCAUGGAUUGAAUGACUCGCCAGCAACGUCAAGACACAACGAUCGCUCAUCCCAAGGUGCAGAAAGGAAGAGAGUAGCGAAGUCAGGUCGCAGGACAUCGAACACAUUUGAAAAACAACGGCAGAGAGAACGGAGAGAAGAAACAGAGGAGGAGAGUGAAAGAGGAAGCUAGAGGCGACACAGGGUCUGGCCACCAAGGGAAAGGGAAAGAGUCACUGGGCGAAAGGGAUGGAUAGAUGGCUUACUAGUACUACUCAC
Molecule: messenger RNA, 524 nt
Organism: Aspergillus eucalypticola CBS 122712
Lineage: Eukaryota; Fungi; Ascomycota; Eurotiomycetes; Eurotiales; Aspergillaceae
Exons: 1
Coding region: 208-438 (76 amino acids)
Source: RefSeq, a predicted model, not a curated record